AACAAUAUUCCAUUCAUUCAUUGCACAAGCAAUAAAACUGUCAAUUUAAAACCAUAUAUCUGUAGAUUGUAUAUAUUUUCUACUUUCUUUUCUCUUUGAAACUAUCGCCAUUUCAUAAUCAGCAUGGCUCUUUGGACAAGAAAAUCAGUUAACCAUUAUGUUUUCAAAAUGGGUUUUCUGGGCAUGAUCAAGAUCAAUCAGAGUUGUUGUUCAUACUCUUCUUUCGGUCCAAAUCUCACAAACCCACUUCCCAAUUUCUCUUCUCGUCGUUUUGAAUCCACCAAAGCAGAGAAACUACGCUCUGAUUCUCCCCGUGAUUUCGAUGUCAAUAGUAAUCAGGUCUUGGAUUUUCCAGGAGGGAAGGUUAAGUUCUCCCCUGAAAUGAGGUUCAUAGCGGAAUCCCCUGUGGAGAGGGUACACUGCUACAGGGUCCUUGAUGACAAUGGGCAGAUAAUCUCAGGCAGCAACUAUGUACAGGUUGAUCAAGAGAUAGCUCUCAAACUGUACACCAACAUGGUUACGCUACAAGUCAUGGACACCAUCUUCUACGAAGCACAGAGGCAGGGGAGAAUUUCCUUUUACGUGACUUCGAUCGGAGAAGAGGCCCUCAAUGUCGCAUCUGCAGCAGCACUAACUAUGGACGAUCUCAUCUUUCCUCAGUACCGGGAACAGGGAGUACUAUUAUGGCGCGGUUUCACUCUGCAAGAAUUUGCAAACCAGUGUUUCGGUAACAAAGCUGAUUUUGGUAAAGGCAGGCAGAUGCCUAUACAUUAUGGAUCUCACAAGCAUAACUACUUCACCGUAUCAUCAACGAUAGCUACACAAAUCCCUCAUGCUGUUGGUGCCGCUUAUUCUUUGAAGAUGGACAACAAGAAUGCGUGCGUGGUCACUUACUUUGGUGAUGGUGGGACAAGUGAGGGUGACUUUCAUGCUGCUCUAAACUUUGCGGCAGUCAGAGAGGCACCAGUUAUAUUUAUUUGCCGGAACAAUGGAUGGGCUAUCAGUACACCUACUUCAGACCAGUUUCGAUCUGAUGGUGUCGUUGUAAGAGGUCAGGGGUAUGGUAUCCGAAGUAUUCGCGUGGAUGGUAAUGAUGCGCUUGCAAUGUACAGUGCAGUUCAUGCCGCAAGGGACAUGGCAAUCAGCGAACACAGACCAAUCUUAAUUGAGGCAUUGACCUACCGAGUGGGACACCACUCCACAUCUGAUGAUUCAACCAAGUAUCGUCCUGUCGAAGAGAUCGAAUGGUGGAGAUUAGCACGAGACCCUCUAACUCGAUUUAGAAAAUGGAUUGAAAGCAGUGGUUGGUGGAAUGGUGAGCACGAAUCAGAGCUCAGAAACAGUGUGAGGAAACAGGUGUUGCAUGCUAUUCAAGUGGCGGAGAAAGUUGAGAAACCCCCAGUUAUGAACCUGUUCACAGAUGUGUAUGACGUUCCACCGGCAAAUCUUCGCGAGCAGGAGCAGUUGCUGAGGGAAACAAUCAAAAGAUAUCCACAGGAUUACCCAUCAGAUGUUCCAGUCUAGUUGUACAAUUUGUAUUUCCUUGCAAAUUGUAAGUAUUAUCAUUGAGUGAAAAGUUCAAACCCCCAAGAUAAGUGGGUGUAGUGGAGGAGUUCAAAGGAAGAAAUUGGCUCAGUUGUAUAGCCAGCCAUCAAAUUAUAACACAACAAAAUCUGUAUUUAAAUAAAAUAUCCACGCCAAUUCUAGUAAAUGAAGGGGCCAAGAAGGCACUACCUUUCCAACUGUUGUCUCCUAUUUUUACCCCCUCCUCUCAAUGGCCAUGCAAAAAAAAAAAAAAAA
Morus notabilis is the source of this 1800-nucleotide messenger RNA. RefSeq names its product 2-oxoisovalerate dehydrogenase subunit alpha 2, mitochondrial. The record is from RefSeq and is a predicted model, not a curated record. Gene Ontology annotation, biological process: branched-chain amino acid catabolic process. The transcript is spliced from 9 exons. Lineage: Eukaryota; Viridiplantae; Streptophyta; Magnoliopsida; Rosales; Moraceae. The coding region runs from base 124 to 1524 and encodes 466 amino acids. Gene Ontology annotation, molecular function: oxidoreductase activity, acting on the aldehyde or oxo group of donors, disulfide as acceptor.